This is a messenger RNA of Haemonchus placei, 336 nucleotides long. The record is from the annotation of a GenBank genome assembly. Lineage: Eukaryota; Metazoa; Nematoda; Chromadorea; Rhabditida; Trichostrongylidae.
AUGGCCUGCUUCAGUGCCCUACUCUGCACAUAUGCGCAUGCGUUCUUUACCGUUCAAGAAUGUGCCAGCUAUCCAGCAUUGGUUACUGAUGCCGAUUAUGUGAGGUUUGCCGAAGGUUGUGCUGGAAAAGAAGUCCUCGGAUUCAAGGUUCAACAAGAAUUCCACGCAAUCAGGCUCACUGAACCUCUGUUCAAUGGACUCUUCGCAAAUGCUCGCAGAAUCAACUUCCACAUUUAUGUCCAGAACACAGAGUUUAGGCAUAUAGAACUACCCAGCGUGGAAUAUAUUCCAGGUGGGCUGGCACAACUAUCUCAUCCAAAACUUUCCUACGACUAA